Molecule: messenger RNA, 1198 nt
Organism: Ooceraea biroi (clonal raider ant)
Lineage: Eukaryota; Metazoa; Arthropoda; Insecta; Hymenoptera; Formicidae
Product: stress response protein NST1
Cellular component (GO): mitochondrion
Source: RefSeq, a predicted model, not a curated record
GCUUGAGGCUUACUACACCUGUUCUACAAUAGGGGCUUAAAAAAAAAAAGAUAUCCAUGCAAACUGCAACGCGCGUUUCUUGUUUAUAAAUUUCACGUAACCCGAAAUCUAUCGUGUUGAUAAUUUAAAUGUUUCUAAUUCAUCAAUUAGCGUGCAUAAUGAUUAGAAUCAAAAGUUACAGAUUUCGAUCGAUUUGUUGAAACCGUGCCGAAACCUGAGCGAGCUCUGCUCAAUUUUGGUUUACCGAAAUGGAAGAUGAUGCCUCUGGAACGUAAGAUACCUAUGAUACCUGGACCGAAAGAUGCCUACAAUUUAACGCGAUGUAAGGUAGGAGAAAAAGUGUGGGCGACGGAUGGACCGAGGAUGGAUUUUGAUCCGAGCGAUCCUUGUUGCCGCGAGACCAGAUUCUCUUACGAGGCAUUGCACGACCAACAUUUAUUGAGAUUCUUCUCCAAACCGACCUAUCGACGAUGCUUGCUGAGAGCCAGUCUGAUCACAAAAGACAUGGAUGUCAAAUGUUCGCUCCGCGAGUACAACGCUUACAGAAAGUACCUGAGAAAGAUAUAUGCCAAUCGUAUCGGAAAGGAACUGAGAAAAAGAGAUCGUCUAUCCGUAGAGAGAAGAGCUCUCCGAUACGCUGAGGAGCAAGCUCGCAACAAAGCGGAAAGAUUGAACAAAAGGGAAGAAUUAGCCAACACUGAACGUCGUGUUGCGCGGCAAAGAUUGUUAGAGGAAGAAGUUGAAAUUCAAAAACAGAAGGAAAAAGCGUACAAGGUCGCAUGUAGAUCCGAAUUGUCCAAGCUCGUUGAACAAGAAGAACGGAGAUUGAUGAGUGUCAAACGAAAAGAGCGGGCUGAGUGACUUCGACAAAGAUGCUACACGCUGCGGCGGAGGUUGCCCGGCGGAGGGUAAUCGAUUCUUACGUAGACUGGAAGAAGAAAGAUAAGGGGCAAAGAAAAGUCAGUGCUAAACGGCUAGCGGAUAUCGCAGGACGCAAGCAAGACCUCAUCGAACAAAGGUUCAUACAUUACUGUCUGUGAAUAAUAUGAAACUACGUAUCAAACAGCGUUUCAUCACCGGCAUCCUGUAAUCUGGAAAUCUUCGAUACGUAAUUUAUAAUUUCAACGUAAACACACGUGUCAAACGACUUGAUGAAAGAAGUUCCAGGUUUUAUGUAAAUUUUAAAUGGAGAAAAAAA